Molecule: messenger RNA, 1920 nt
Organism: Phialemonium atrogriseum
Lineage: Eukaryota; Fungi; Ascomycota; Sordariomycetes; Cephalothecales; Cephalothecaceae
Product: major facilitator superfamily domain-containing protein
Exons: 4
Coding region: 100-1854 (584 amino acids)
Biological process (GO): transmembrane transport
Cellular component (GO): plasma membrane
Molecular function (GO): transmembrane transporter activity
Source: RefSeq, a predicted model, not a curated record
UUCGGUCAACUCAGUCACACAGUCUUCUUCCACCAGCUUGCCUCGCGACAAAUCCCCCGCAGCCAACCACAAGAAGACACUACCAACCACUCAGACGCAAUGGCUUCGACUAACAAAGAAGUGUUCGACAGCGACCUAUCCACGCGGGUUCCCACCCCGGCCCCGGUAUCCGAACAUGAGAAGGCGGAUCUCUCUGCGAGCGGCAGGACAACCAGGGCGCCAUCGACCAUCGAUGAUCCCUCGAUAGCGAAGAUACAGAAGGAUGUCGGGGCCGACGGCAGUUCCGAGACCGUCGACGGUGCUGUGAUUGAUGGAGAGGUCGCGUACCCGGACGGUGCCCGGCUCAUCUUCAUCAUCGUUGCUCUGGUGCUCAGCAUCUUCCUCGUUGCACUUGACAUGACCAUUGUCGCAACAGCCAUCCCGAAGAUCACCGACGAAUUCCAUGGCCUCGACCUCGUCUCAUGGUACGGCUCGGCCUUCUUCAUGUGUGUCGGAGGCUUCCAGUCAACAUGGGGCAAGGCAUACAAGUACUUCCCGCUCAAGAUCACCUUCCUUUUGUCCAUCAUCAUCUUCGAGCUCGGCUCCCUCAUCUGCGGCGUGGCGCCCAACUCGACCGCCCUGAUCGUGGGCCGUGCCAUCGCCGGCGUCGGCGCGGCCGGCAUCGGGUCCGGCGCAUACACCAUCAUCGCCUUCGCGGCCGCCCCCGCGCGCCGGCCCAUGUUCACGGGCAUCAUCGGCGCCAGCUACGGCAUCGCGUCGGUCGUGGGCCCGCUCAUCGGCGGCGCCUUCGCCGACAAGGUGUCGUGGCGCUGGUGCUUCUACAUCAACCUGCCCAUCGGCGGCGUGUCGGCCGUCAUCAUCCUGCUCUUCUUCACGACGCCACCGCACGCCAAGCCGGCGCAGGCCAAGCUGACCGAGAAGCUGCUGCAGAUGGACCUCCUCGGCACCGUCAUGGUCAUGGGCGCCGUCAUCAGCUACAUUCUGGCCCUACAGUACGGCGGGCAGAGCAAGGCGUGGAACAGCAGCGAGGUCGUCGGCCUGCUCGUCGGCUUCUUCGUGAUCAGCGCCGCCUUCGCCGCCUGGGAGAUCACGCAGGGCGAGAGGGCCAUGAUCACGCCGCGCCUGAUGCGCGACCGCAACGUCUGGGUGCCCAGCCUGUUCACCUUCUUCUUCGCCGGCGCCUACUUCGUCAUCGUGUACUACCUGCCCAUCUACUUCCAGAGCAUCGACGGCGCCAGCCCCACCAACUCGGGCGUCCGGAACCUGCCGCUCAUCCUGGCCGUGACGGUUGCGACCAUCGCCUCUGGUGUUUUCAUCUCGGCGACCGGGGUUGCGACGCCGUUGAUGGUCCUCGGCGCGGCUCUCGCUACCGUUGCUGCGGGCCUGAUCUACACCCUCGACAUCGGCUCCAGCUCGGGCAAGUGGAUCGGCUUCCAGAUCCUCGGCGGCCUUGGAUGGGGUGUCGGGUUCCAGGUGCCGAUUAUUGUCGCCCAGGGUACCGCAAAGCCGAGUGACAUGUCAUCCGUCACCGCCAUCAUUCUCUUCUUCCAAACCGUCGGCGGCGCCUUCUCCGUGUCAGCAGGUCAAUCCGCCUUCGUCAACCGGCUUCUCGGCCAACUGCCCGUCUCCGCCCCCGGGGUGGACCCGCUGCAAGUGAUCCUGACGGGGGCGGCGCAGAUCCGGCAGGUGUUCCCGGCCGACCAGGUCAACGGUAUCCUCGAGGCGUACAUGUCCGGCAUCAAGGCCUCCUUCGCCAUCUCCGUCGCCUUCGUCGGCAUCGCGUUCCUCGCGUCGCUGGCGAGCAGGUGGCGGAGGCUGAACAAGGAGGCGCUGAAGGCCGGGGGGGCAGCGUAGGCUGGGGUGGAUGGGUGCUGGUACAAUAGCAAUGGAAUAGGUAAUUGGCAUUUGGGAGGGAGGGGG